Miniopterus natalensis is the source of this 1028-nucleotide messenger RNA. It is a transcript of the gene EIF3F, whose product is annotated as eukaryotic translation initiation factor 3 subunit F. Lineage: Eukaryota; Metazoa; Chordata; Mammalia; Chiroptera; Miniopteridae. Gene Ontology annotation, biological process: translational initiation. Gene Ontology annotation, cellular component: eukaryotic translation initiation factor 3 complex, eIF3m. Gene Ontology annotation, molecular function: translation initiation factor activity; metallopeptidase activity; translation initiation factor binding. The record is from RefSeq and is a predicted model, not a curated record.
GGCGCCAGCCCCGGCGCAGACCCCGGCGCAGUCGCUGGCCGGCCCUGCUCUACCGGGCCCCUUCCCCGGCGGCCGUGUGGUCCGGCUGCACCCGGUCAUUUUGGCCUCCAUCGUGGACAGCUACGAGCGACGCAACGAGGGUGCUGCCCGAGUUAUCGGGACUCUGCUGGGAACCGUUGACAAGCACUCAGUGGAAGUCACCAACUGCUUUUCAGUGCCGCACAAUGAGUCAGAAGAUGAGGUGGCCGUUGACAUGGAAUUUGCUAAGAACAUGUAUGAAUUGCACAAGAAAGUCUCUCCAAAUGAGCUCAUCCUGGGCUGGUAUGCUACAGGCCAUGACAUCACAGAGCACUCUGUGCUGAUCCACGAGUACUACAGCCGGGAAGCCCCCAACCCCAUUCACCUCACUGUGGACACGAGCCUCCAGAAUGGUCGCAUGAGCAUCAAGGCUUAUGUCAGCACUUUAAUGGGUGUCCCGGGGAGGACCAUGGGGGUGAUGUUCACACCUCUGACGGUGAAAUACGCAUACUAUGACACUGAACGCAUUGGAGUUGACCUGAUCAUGAAGACCUGUUUUAGCACCAACCGGGUCAUUGGACUCUCAAGUGACUUGCAGCAAGUAGCGGGGUCAUCGGCUCGCAUCCAGGAUGCCCUCAGCACAGUGUUGCAGUAUGCAGAGGAUGUGCUGUCUGGAAAGGUGUCCGCUGACAAUACUGUGGGCCGCUUCUUGAUGAGUCUGGUUAACCAAGUACCCAAGAUUGUUCCUGAGGACUUCGAGACCAUGCUCAACAGCAACAUCAAUGACCUGCUGAUGGUGACCUACCUGGCCAAUCUCACGCAGUCACAGAUUGCCCUGAAUGAGAAACUUGUCAACCUGUGAAUUGGUCCCAGCACUCGUUCUACUCUGGCUCCAGUGCUAGGACUCAGAAUGGAGUGAAGUGGAAAUGGCUUCUUGUGGUUUGAGUCACACUGAGUGAGUCAGUUGCUUGUGACUCUAAAAUAAACAUAGCCUAUCUUUUGUAAAUGAA